Messenger RNA from Oncorhynchus keta (chum salmon), 1766 nucleotides. RefSeq lists its product as uncharacterized. The transcript has 8 exons. NCBI's taxonomy places the organism in Eukaryota, Metazoa, Chordata, Actinopteri, Salmoniformes, Salmonidae. The record is from RefSeq and is a predicted model, not a curated record. Bases 217 to 768 code for a protein of 183 amino acids.
GUGGCAACGUGAUUGACAGCCAAUGACAUGGCUGAUUGACAUUGUAGGACACACCCACUGGAUCAAACCAUGUUUUGCCUUAUUUAAAAGUUGAAGUCAAUUUCCACUACAGCUAUCUACACGCGCUCUUCCAAGUUCAGUUUACUAAAAAGCUUGUUGAGUAAAUUAGCUCGGUAACCUGGCUUCAGCGACCACCAGGCCACACUUCGAGGGAAGAUGUCUACCAUCCGAUUUGGAUCAACUUGUAGUCCUUCGAAGACUACUCUAGCUGAGACAUUGCCACGCUGGAACGAUGAGGAAGGGGAGAAGGCUGAUCCAGAAGAUGCCUGUGAUCCAAAUAAACUCCUUCAGUGUCCAUACGACAAGAACCAUCAGAUCCGUGCCUGCCGCUUUCCAUACCAUCUGAUCAAGUGCAGCAAAAACCACCCUAAACUGGCCAGUGAAUUAAAAACGUGCCCUUUCAACGCCCGCCACCUGAUGCCCAAGCAUGAGCUUUCACACCACAUUGCUAACUGUGUUGACAGAAUAUCUGUGAAUGCAGAAGACUUGGGCAGCGCUGAGGUGCAGAGCAAAUGGCAGGUACCUGUUAGCACCUGGACGAACACCAACUGUGAUGAGGACUGGGAUAAAGAAGCUGAUAUUUCUUCGGUGCCUUUCGUAUGGGGAGUGUCCACAAACCUGAUCAGUCAGAACAGGACUGAGCCAUGCACUACAAAUAAUCUUACUCCUGGACUCCGAGCUCCAAGAACUCUGCCCUGGAAAAUGUGACUGACAAAGGGCAGAAUGAAAGACAAAAGUUGGAAGUCAAGAGGCUAUCUUGCAGUUAAGUUUUAUAUCAUAGAUGCGUGUUUUAUUAUCUCACUUUGACUUGAUUAUGGACACAUUUGAGAAAUCCCAUUUUGUUUUACUAUAAAUGCAUGCUUUGUAACCUAACCUUAGACAUGGUGAUUGGGGUUUGUGUCCCCUUUUUUGUUAUUAAAAGGCUUUUUUGCAGAAGUGUUUCCCUAUCCUAACUCUGCAUGUAGGCUGUUGAUGUACUGUAUGUUCCUGAUGCCCUACUGCAGAUGAAUAUAUUCUCACUGUAUUGCACAUAUCAGAUAUCUUCAAGAUGCUCAUUAUGCUGACUGUAAAGUUGAUUUAGCCUCAUAAUGAAUGUUGCUUUGAUCUUUUGCCAGUGUGUUGUAUAUUAUUCGAUUUUGGUCUGUAAUUACACAAAAAAAGUUGGAAGUAAUGUUCUGUCCUCAUGAAGGUUUAAAUGUCUACAAUUUGCAUGUUUGGGCACAAGAGAACUGAAAGGUUGAAAAUGGAUUGGGCAUUUAAGCAGAUUGGACUAGAGUUGGACAUGUAAUCCUAUCCGAUAGGCAAAAUCCAGAUAAUUUUUGAAAAACUGGGCCCAAUUUAUCUCUUGUUAAACCGUCAAUAGACAAUAAAUUCAUCCACGCAGCUGUUCUUAAUUGCAACGGCUAAGGCCAUCUCCAUAGAUGGAUUAGCUGACAAUGUCACAAACGAUGCACGUUCAUCAAAUGGGGCAGAAGUCUUGUGUUUUGUGAUUCUGGAUGGAAACAAUGACAAGAAGCUACCAUUAGUGGAAUCGUAUUGUAUGUGGUUCGUUUCAGCUUGUAUCUUGUUACAAUGUCUUGUUUUGACCGACGCCACCUAUAUGCUAAUAUGGCUGAAAUUCGCUUGCUAACCGACAACUGUGACAAUGUAUUUGUGACAAGUGCUCGUUGUGCAAAGUUUGUUUUCAAUAAACAUUAGAAAAUAUA